GUUUGACGUGACCAACAGUUAGUAGCAGGAGUUUAACUAGAUCAACUGGAGAUCUGGCUGUAAAAUUUAACAGCAAUCAGGACACAACAAGAAAGACGAAAUGAAGGCGUUAAAACAACUCCAGGGUGUAGCCGUUGUUGCAGUGUUCAUGUGGAUGCUAGCAUUGUCGGCGUUGUUGCCGUUGAGGAAUUCGAAGAAACUGGACUGUGACUCGCGAUGCAACUGUUAUAAGACAUGGAUUAAGUUUCGACAUAGACAUGAACAGAUUGUUAUGCGCUGCACACACUUGAACUUGACAGAGGACCUUUUACCCUUACCUCCAACACUGUCCAGUAAUAUGUCUACAAGGCUGUAUUUGGAGAAUGGCACAAUUCCCUAUCUCUCAAACACUUCUCUGUCAGUGUAUUCUCCAUACAGGAUCGUCAUUCUCAGUCUGAAAAAUAACACCAUUGAAUACGUAGCUAAGGACGCCUUUGGUAAUUUGACGUUUUUGAAAACACUUGACCUCUCUCUAAACAUCAUUCCCGAGGGGAUACUAAAGGAAGCUUUCUAUGGAAUCGCCUUGACGCCACUCACAACAUUGAAUAUAAGUUCAAUGAACCUUCAAAAUAUUUCUGAUGGCUUUUUUAAGCAUUUAGAAAGUAUUGAUAAUUUCAAGCUUAUAUUUCUGGACAACACAUAUAUGUUCCCAAUGACCGCACUCAUGAGACUGAAUCACAUGAUCUCACUUGACUUUGGGGGAAAUAAUCUAAGCCUUAUACAUCUACACGAUGCAAGUUUUACCUCUUUAAGAUAUCUGAAUCUCGAUAACAAUCACCUUUAUGAUUUUCCCGAUUUCUGUUUUAAAGAAAGCAACAGUUCACGGUUCCCUACUCUUCAAAUCCUCAAAAUUCAGUGGAAUGUUAUGAAAUAUAUUCAGCGAGACAAUUACAACUGUCUUAUAAGCCUCACGCAUUUGUACCUAAAUGGUAAUCUGUUCCAAGAAUUAAGAUCCAAUCAGUUUUCGAUGCUUCCAAACAUUUUCAAGAUCACCCUGUCCUAUGUUGGAUGUGCGAUGCACAAUAUACAACGAGCAGUGUUCAAUAAUUCGAAACUGAAGCAAAUAUAUUUUCGUGAAAAUCAUAUUUGGUUUACGGAGCCUAAGAUUAACUUACGUGUAUUUGAAGGAUGUUCUUCGUUAGAGUUAUUAAAUCUUAAUGAUAAUGUAUUCAAAAUCACCUCAGAAUAUGAGUUCAAUGCAUAUCUUGGAGAUCUCACUUCACUCAGGAUUUUGGUCAUGGGAGGUAACGGCCUACGUUCUAUACCACGCGUUAUAACUGAAAAAUUGACGAACAUAGAGAGCCUUGCACUAUAUGAUAAUAGUAUCUCAGAUUUGUCGCCAUUGAAAAAUAUGACAAAUUUGAAGAAGUUAUUCAUGGGAAUUAAUAAAAUAACAACUUUAGAUGAGUCAUCUUUCCAACUCUUAAGAAGGAAUUUAACUGAUAUUAAUCUCUCUAGAAAUCCCUUUUCCUGUGAAUGCAAAAUAUAUUGGUUCAUUGAAUGGAUGCGCAAACAGCCCAGAAUAUUUGGUUUUAAAAAAGAUCCAAAGCUCACGUUGUUAUACAACUGUGCCAGCCCAGGGGACCUUGAUGGACAUAGCUUGCUAGAUUUGGAAAUGUCGGAAAUCACUUGUUUAUUGGGUAUGGAUGUCAAGAUUACAACUCUCACCUUAAGUAUUUUGCUCAUUGUGUUCCUCGUGACAGGAGCAGUGAUGUAUCGUUACCGUUGGCACAUCCGAUACUUCAUCUACAUGGUCAGGUACAGUCAACGUCAGGAGGUGGACACACGGGAAUACGAAUAUGACGUGUUUGUAGCUUACUCUGCACCAGAUCGCCCCUGGGUCAUUAAGACUCUACUUCCAGUUCUUGAAGUCAAAGAGAACCUUAAACUCUGUGUACACGACAGGGACUUUGAGGUUGGUAAAUUAAUCGUGGAUAACAUUGUUGAUGCCAUUGAAACAAGCCGAAAAAUCGUCAUCGUCCUCUCCAAUGAGUUUGCCCAGAGUGGAUGGUGCCAGUUUGAAUUGAAUCUCAUCCAGCGUCACGUGCUGGAAAAUGGACAGCGCCUCCUGGUGGUGGUGAUGCUAGAGGAGAUAGACACACGCCACGUGACCAAAGCUAUGAGAGCCAUGUUGCAGACGACAACCUACCUGAUGUGGGCCGAGGAAGAGUAUGCCAGAAAAGCCUUCUUCAACAGACUGAGGAUGUUACUUCGCAGAGUGACCAGACGUGGAUGGGGAAGGAGAUUGUCAAUCUAGUCUGUUUCUGGUCAACCAACCAGUCAUAUCUGUAUAUAUGUGCGGAAACCUCUUCGUUGCCCGUUUACUGGUCGCGGUACAACUGGUGAGUGCUGUGAGACUUAGAAAUGUGUCAUCGACCACUGAAGCAGUGAUUUUCAAGAGUAUCAAGAGGAAUGUAUGUGAUGGACGCACACACCUAUCCAGUGCGGAAACUUAAACUAUACCUGAACGGAACAGUUCAACAGCAGCAAAUGCAAAGAACUGCAUAUUUGCCAACAGUAUGGAGAUGAAUGUGUAGGAUGUACAAUUACAGCGUUUCGCUGUGAGAUUUGAGGCCCUUAGGCAUGCCAGACACCUAUGAUCGUGAGUUCGAAUCCCAGUUCCUGGAUUUUCAGUACCGUAAUCGUGCUCGUGGUUACACUAAUGUGGUAAACGUUCAGAAAAGAGCGACAAAAUCCUGUCCAUAUUCAUUUCCAAUCUGGAUUGAACGAUUCCGACUACAUGUUUAAAUCAUGAGCAUGUUUUUUUGAUUGAUUGGUUGGUUGGUUUGUUGUUUAACGCCGCACUCAGCAAUAUUCCAGCU
This is a messenger RNA of Haliotis rufescens (red abalone), 2861 nucleotides long. RefSeq names its product toll-like receptor 3. Gene Ontology annotation, molecular function: transmembrane signaling receptor activity; protein binding. The transcript is spliced from 2 exons. Gene Ontology annotation, cellular component: membrane. The coding region runs from base 101 to 2296 and encodes 731 amino acids. NCBI's taxonomy places the organism in Eukaryota, Metazoa, Mollusca, Gastropoda, Lepetellida, Haliotidae. The record is from RefSeq and is a predicted model, not a curated record. Gene Ontology annotation, biological process: immune response; toll-like receptor signaling pathway; inflammatory response.